AGGAAACCGUUUUGGUUAACGGGCCACAUCUUAGCAGUUGGUAAGAAGGGGAAGGAUCCGCGGGUCAGAAUGGAGGGUGCGGAGCAGAGGAGCACAGGGGCGGCUGCAGGGGAGAGCCUGUCUCUUGGAAAAGUCGCGGGAGAGGAAUGGGGGCGCCGCUCAGUGUCUCUGCCCCCCUGCACCCCCGGCACCCGGUUCCAGUUUGAGGUCGCGGAGUGCUCCCCCAGGCACAGGCUAUGUGAAGGGUUUACGGUUAUACGUUUGAGAGCAUGGCCGGGGGUCCCGCAUGAGGGGUGCGGUGUAGGCUCCUGUCUUUUCUGUCGGCGAUGCUGGAGAGCCCAUAGCCCUGGCUUCUGUCGUGGGGACUCGCCCUGUGCCCUGUGCCCCGGUUCCUGCUGGCUCUGCGCCUCCUGGACUCAUUUCCCUUCCAGGGUCCGCAGCCUCCUCCGACGCUCCGGAUCACCGUUUUCCAGCCGCGACAGCUUCAUUCGCUUCAGCUCCGUGGUUGUCAGAGCAGGGAGCCCAGAGAAGUGGGGUGGAGUCCUCCUAGAUGGGAGCGAUGGAAGCUCCUGCUGGAGAACGCUUUCCGGUCCUGACCUCCGAUCUCUUGAUCCCUGUGGCAAUGGCAUGGGCUCCAUCUGUACCUGGCAGGCCCCAGCCCCAGGUUUGUCCUAGGCCCUUGGCAUCUGUGCUGGCAGCAACCCCGGGGCCACCCUCAGCCUCUCAUGACUUCUGCCCUUCUCUGGUCCCUGUAGGAAUGAUAUUCAAAAGAAAACACCCAGGGGGGUCACAGUGAUUACAGUAACGCUGCCACCAGGACGGAGCAGAUGUGAGGGCUGUUGCAUAGUAGGCAGAGCUCCUGAAGGGGCCUCAGUUGCUGCAGGGCUAGAAUUUCCUGUGUGGGUUGUGGGGAGUGACUAUGGAAUUCAGAGGCAGGGAAGAAU
Molecule: messenger RNA, 944 nt
Organism: Saimiri boliviensis boliviensis (Bolivian squirrel monkey)
Lineage: Eukaryota; Metazoa; Chordata; Mammalia; Primates; Cebidae
Source: RefSeq, a predicted model, not a curated record